Aspergillus clavatus NRRL 1 is the source of this 222-nucleotide messenger RNA. RefSeq lists its product as uncharacterized. The transcript has 2 exons. NCBI's taxonomy places the organism in Eukaryota, Fungi, Ascomycota, Eurotiomycetes, Eurotiales, Aspergillaceae. Bases 1 to 222 code for a protein of 73 amino acids. The record is from RefSeq and is a predicted model, not a curated record.
AUGGAUUAUGACAUAGACUACAACGAGGUACUUGAUCAGAUAUCGACAAAUCUCUCCAAUGCGUUGAACACUUUCGGCCCCUCCUCUCAGCAGUAUCAAAACAUUCUAGAGAUCCUCAAGGAUUGCGUACACAGACUAGGAAAUGAGCCAACCAAGAAAACACCGGCUGUCGAUCCGGACACGUUAAGCCUGGCGAUGCAGUUCCUCGAGAUUGGGGAAUAA